GUGCAAGUGGACCUCUCCCGAUUACAUAAUAUUACAUGGCUCAAUCGCUCUGUCGGCCGUGGCACCGUGGCAGCUUUCGCGUCACCGCAGGCAGCCUAGCAUCCUGGUCAGCCAGUCGGCAGAGGCAGAACAUCAUCCAUUUGCACUCGCCACACCUUCGACCACCUUCAUCAUCAUUUCUGGCACCCAAACUGUCCCGAACCUCCCCCCUCUCCUCGAAAAACCCGACAGAGCGACCCAGCCUCCAUCCAUCCCGGCCGGCCACCCACACACCCCUUGGACAAUGGCCGAUCGCGACCUGUCCCAGGUGCUGGCCCAGCUCAAGCACUCGCCGUCCAUGAGCUGGGACGAGGCCAUCUCACUCCUCUCCAAAGCGAAGCUCGCCCUACUCAAGCUCAACGCCCUCACCCCGAAGCCUUCCGUCCCGGCCAACCUCCUCGCCCUCGCGCGCGAGACAUACGAACAGGGUGCCCUCUUCGCCAUCCGGGCCCGCAACCCCGAAGCCUUCACGCGCUACGUCCAGCAGCUCCAGCCCUUUUACGAGCUCCCCUCGGCUAGAUUACCCCCGAACCUGUCCGAGCGCAACAAGGUCACUGGCCUCAGUCUCCUGCUGCUCCUGACCCAGGGUCGGUACGCAGAGUUCCACUCGGAGCUCGAGAGCCUCGCCAACAGGGACGGCGGCGGCAGCACCGGCGAUGUCGAAGGUGAUCGAUAUCUUGGCUACCCCAUCAGGCUGGAGAGGUGGUUGAUGGAAGGGAGUUACGAUCGUGUCUGGAAGGCCAUGAAAAGCAGCGAGGUGCCGUGCGACGAGUACAGCGUCUUCUCCGAGAUUCUCAAGAACCAAAUUCGCUCCGAGAUUGCCAGCAGCAGCGAGCGCGCAUACCCUAGCCUUCCGAUUAGCUCCACCAAGUCCCUGCUGUUCCUCGACUCCGAAGGAGAUGUCAUCCAAUUUGCGAAGCAUCGAGGUUGGAUCGUAAGGGAUGGCAACAUCUUCUUUCCGGACAGCAACACCGAGGCGAGUGAAGAUGGUGCGCAAGGCAAGGAUCUGAGCCAGAUGGUGAUAGAAAACACCUUGGGGUACGCGCGCGAGCUGGAGACUAUCGUGUAACAGACAUUCCCCCCGACUUCACAUAUUCUAUCCAUCUAGACUUGUGCUCUGGCGUCAUUAAGGGAUUUCCCAUCCGCCGCAGAAUCAUGGUGUGACCCGGACAAAGGGCUGUCAAAUCAUCUUUUAUUGGGGGUGAUCCGAAAAAAAGGUCAAUUCAUUUUUACCUCCGGCACGGCAGACUAGAUAGAUGCACGGCGCGGCCAAACGACUCGCAUGCCAUCACGCCUAGUCCACUGCUCUCUCUUGCUCCUGCCACCAGGCACAGGUCAUGUCUUCCGCACCCGCCACUCUACCCUGUCCCCUUUUCCACCAC
Molecule: messenger RNA, 1421 nt
Organism: Purpureocillium takamizusanense
Lineage: Eukaryota; Fungi; Ascomycota; Sordariomycetes; Hypocreales; Ophiocordycipitaceae
Gene: RPN12
Product: regulatory particle non-ATPase
Exons: 2
Coding region: 284-1108 (274 amino acids)
Biological process (GO): proteasome-mediated ubiquitin-dependent protein catabolic process
Cellular component (GO): proteasome regulatory particle; nucleus; proteasome regulatory particle, lid subcomplex
Source: RefSeq, a predicted model, not a curated record